This is a messenger RNA of Schizosaccharomyces octosporus yFS286, 1951 nucleotides long. Its product is annotated as hexokinase 2. The record is from RefSeq and is a predicted model, not a curated record. The transcript is spliced from 2 exons. The coding region runs from base 397 to 1752 and encodes 451 amino acids. Gene Ontology annotation, biological process: glucose 6-phosphate metabolic process; glycolytic process; intracellular glucose homeostasis. NCBI's taxonomy places the organism in Eukaryota, Fungi, Ascomycota, Schizosaccharomycetes, Schizosaccharomycetales, Schizosaccharomycetaceae. Gene Ontology annotation, molecular function: ATP binding; D-glucose binding; glucokinase activity. Gene Ontology annotation, cellular component: mitochondrion; cytosol.
CACAACCGUUUUCUUUCUUUAUUACAUCAACCAGAGUCAUAUAAAAAGGCAACGAUCGAAACAUAUGAAACUUGCUUCCCUCAAACAACGACAUCCCAUCAUAACAUCGUCACUCCAAGAAUUACAGCCAACAGUGUUGCCAUUGUCUGUACUUGGAAUUUUUUCGUAUUCUUUUUAUUCAUUAAUUUUUUUUUAUUGUCUUUUGUGAUUUUUGUUUCUGUUUUUAACGAAACUUAAUCCAUUUAUCUCACAUCCCACUUUUUUGUGAGGAUUCUCUGUUUUCUCCGUAUACAUUACAAAAAUAUUUUCCAUCUUCGGAUUUCUUACUUUUACCACAUUCACUUUUUUUGGUAGAAAAAAUUUUCUCCUUUUUUUGUUUACAUUACAUCUUUCAUCAUGGAAGCGAAUCUCGAACAAGCCGUCAAAAAGCUCAUCAGCGACUUUGAAUGUCCCACUGAUGCUUUAAAGAAUGCCAUGGAGGAUUUCGACGAACUUCGCAAGAAGGGUCUUGAAAAGGACGACGAAAUGCUUGCUAUGGCCCCUGCCUACAUCAGCAGUGUCCCCACCGGUGAAGAAAAGGGUGACUUCUUGGCCCUUGACUUGGGUGGUACCAACUUGCGUGUCUGUUGGGUCCGUCUUCUCGGUGAAGGCAAGUACGAUAUGAAGCAAAGCAAGUCCACUUUACCUAGAGAAAUUGUCCGUAACGAAUCCGCUCAACCUUUGGUUGAUUUCAUCUGCGAUCACAUCGAACUUUUCAUCACCGAAAACUUCCCUGAAAAGAUCGGUGUUUCCGAAGAAGAAUACCUUCCCAUGGGUUUCACCUUCUCUUACCCCAUGAGUCAACGUUCCAUCGUUGAUACUACCCUUAUUCGCUGGACCAAGGGCUUCAACAUCCCCGAAGCCAUUGGCCUCGACUUUGGUUCCACCUUGACCCAAGGCAUGAAGGACCGUAAGCUUCCCGUCGUCAUCGAAGCCGUCAUCAACGAUACCGUUGGUACCCUUGUCACCCGUGCUUAUACCUCCAACGCCUACAACACCAUCAUGGGUGUUAUCUUCGGUACUGGUUCCAACGGUGCUUACGUCGAAAACGCUGCCGAAAUCCCCAAGCUCACCAACGCCGGCAACAAAGAAAAGAUGCUCAUCAACAUCGAAUGGGGUGCCAGUAACUUCAAGAGCCUUCCUGCUACCCGUUACGACUUGCUCCUCGAUCACGACACUCCUAACCCUGGUCGUCAAAUGUUUGAAAAGCGUGUUUCUGGUAUGUAUUUGGGUGAACUCUUCCGUCGUGCCUUGUUCCACUUGAUCAAGGUUUACAACUUUAACAACGGUAUCAUCCCUCCCUCCGUCACCGACUCUUGGUCCCUUGAAACCUCCGUGCUUUCUCGCAUUGUCAUCAACCGUUCUGCUGAAAACGUCAAGGAAGUCCUUCGUCCUUACGGUAUCCGCUUCCGUGACGACAACGAGGCUUUGCUUAUUUAUGAUGCUGCUUACUGCAUCGGCCGUCGUUCUGCCCGUAUCUCUGCCGUCCCUAUUGCUUCCCUUUACCUCUCUACUGGCCAUGCUGGUAAGAAGGCUGACAUUGGUGUUGACGGCUCUUUGGUUGAGCACUACCCCAACUUUGUCAAUAUGCUCCGUGAUGCUUUGAAGGAUCUUCUUGGUGAGGAUGAGAAGAACAUUACCAUUGGUAUCGCUAAGGAUGGUAGUGGUAUCGGUGCUGCUCUUUGUGCUUUACAGGCUGUUAAGGAAAAGUAAAUUAACUGUGAUCUAUGUGUUGUUGAGUCUUAAGGUAAAAGAAUUUAUGUUGUUUAAUUUCAUUUCUUUACAAUUUUUAACGAAAACAUGGGCGGUCCAAUGUCCACUUUUCGUUUUGUACUAGAUAUUAUGGCAGGUAAAUCAGUAAUAGAGUAGAAAAUAUUCAGUAGAAAAAUAAUAAUACAAGAAAUAAAAAAAU